Lactuca sativa (garden lettuce) is the source of this 711-nucleotide messenger RNA. RefSeq names its product protein NUCLEAR FUSION DEFECTIVE 6, mitochondrial. Gene Ontology annotation, cellular component: mitochondrion. NCBI's taxonomy places the organism in Eukaryota, Viridiplantae, Streptophyta, Magnoliopsida, Asterales, Asteraceae. The record is from RefSeq and is a predicted model, not a curated record.
GGAUGGGGAUGAUUAUGCAAAUUACGAGUAGUUCAAGGGCAUUUAGUGUAAAUUUCUAUGGAAAGGGUUUAAGCAGGGGAUUUCAUCCCGACUUCCCCGACUUCGUAUCAUUCAGAUCCAAUCGCCACAUCAAGAUGGCCAGCGCCGCCGCUGCCCGAACAUUUUUUCGGUCAACUUCCGUCCGUAACGCCGCCGCUAGAAUUUCCUCCGAAGCCAAAUGCAAAUCCGCCCCGUCUCCCUCUGCCUUCCGCUUCCCAACCACAAAACCUCUUUCUCAUCGCAUAUUCAGGUGUCCAGUUGAAAUGAGCGCUUGCUUGGAAACGAUGCAACCUUUUCAUUCAGUCACUGCUUCGGCUCUGAUGACAUCUAUGCUCACUCUCUCUCGCGGAGGAUACGGUUGGCUUCCUGAAGGAGUUGAUGAUACUAGCUGAAGAUCAAGAAGCAAAAGAAGGAUAAAUUUGGAAUUUUAUUAGCUUGCAAUAAUGAUUUGUGAUGGAUACGAGAGGGAGGAUUCAUGCAAAACUUUCUGAAUGGAUUCAGAAGAAGCUUUAGUCAUCUCCUUAUAAGACUUGAUAACUCACAUGUAGCUACUAAUGUGUUGUUUCUUUUUUCACCUUGUGGAUUUAAUGGAGAUUUAAUUUAAUUUUGUAAGCUAUACACAAGUUUUUUUAACUAAUAAUAAAAGCAAAAAAGAACGACUUAAUAUAGAAA